Messenger RNA from Cephus cinctus (wheat stem sawfly), 2646 nucleotides. RefSeq names its product protein C12orf4 homolog. Gene Ontology annotation, cellular component: cytoplasm. The transcript is spliced from 9 exons. The record is from RefSeq and is a predicted model, not a curated record. Bases 660 to 2318 code for a protein of 552 amino acids. NCBI's taxonomy places the organism in Eukaryota, Metazoa, Arthropoda, Insecta, Hymenoptera, Cephidae.
UAUUGCUACACAAAGGCAAUGAAAACUUUAUUACAUUCUAUGUUGGCAGCUUGUAAUUAACAACACGAGAGGUGUCAAAGGGGGCGUCAAAUAAACUUUUCUUUGGUUCUGUCAAUUGUGCAUGUGUACGUACAAUGUGUACGGAUUAAUAAUUAUGUGCUUGAAAGGCAGAGAUGCUAUAUAAUGAACAAUAAUGAACCAACGUGACAAUAACAGUAAAAAUAUACGCAGCGCUCGUUCAUAUGUGUACAAGGAGAAAACGUUUGAUUGCAAAUUAUUACUUGUAAAGUGAUGAUAAUACACUCAGCUAUACAUAAUUGCAUUUUUUACAACAAUGAGUGUAAUGGCAAAACAGACUUUGAAUUAUCUUUGCACUUUUACGCUGUAUGUCAUGAAAGCUAUCCUCUAAGAAAACUGUUCAUUGCCAAAUUAAAUCAAAUGCUUGGCUGUAGUUGAUCUGAAGCUUUAAUGACUAUGAGAUUUUAGUUUAUCCAACCAAAAUUGUUAUGCCAAUGUAUAUAAUAGUUGCAAAUUGAUUUGAUAUUUCAUUGUCUAUACUAUCCAUACGUUAUUAUAACGUAGUGAAUAAAAAAGAUUGAUAUCAUUGAUUUUGGAGUAUAUCAUCAGAAAUUAAAAGUGAAAGCAAGAAAAGUAACAAUAUGGCUGAGGAAAGCUAUGUUGAGAAGAUAUUUACAUUUAAGUUUCCAACAUGUACAACCAAUCAAGAGUACACAUUGGAAAUUCCUUUAAAAAUUCCAUACAGAGGCUCCAUAAAAGAAUUAAUGCAUCGCAUAAUGACUGCAUUUAAAUUGCCAUGUUAUGUUGAGACUGAUUUGUUAAAAGCACUUGAGCAAGCUGUCCAUGAAUUAACACUCCAAUUUCACGAUGAACAGGCAGAGAAGCUCAUUGAUGCUGCUAGAAAAGGAACAUUGGACAUUGAAGAUAUAAUAAAAAAUUGGGAAAAGAUUUAUAAACAAAAAACGGUUGAAUACGCAGAACCAGUGGGAACAACUGAUGAAGAGCUGUUUGCAGCAGCUUACCACAAAUUAGUUCAUUCGCCAUCUUUGGAACCAAUUCUACAAGCUGAACAUGAAUUUGGAAAAGCGGUCACUGAAGUUAUUCAAACAAGAGACAAGGACAUUGAGCGUUUAACAAAACAGCAAACAGAGGAAACGCACAUGGCCGUGGAAACGCUUGAAUCUGGCUCUACCGAAAAAUCUAUCAAUGAAAUGACAGCACGACACUUUGAGGAGCAGAGUUUAUUACAAGGCCACUGGGGAUCUAGAGUUGACGCUUUAAAAUUGGAGCAAAGACGACAGUACCGAAAUUGGAUUAUGAGAUUAUUAGAAGAGCAGCAAACCAACAUGUUACCAACUCCAGUAAGCUCUCCUAUGAUACCAAUGCUACCAAUGCGCCCAGGCUUUUACACUAUUAAUAAUAAUGAAGACAAAAAUACUGCAGAAUUUCCACAACUCGAAGAGAGCUUUACCACUCAUGUAGGAAGUCAGAUGAAGCAGAUGCACAAUAUUCGUAUACUAACUGGCGACGUCCUAGACUUUUGUCGUACAAAACCAAACAACUCUGGCAUGGAUCCAACUCCACAGAGAUUGCAAACUGCCCUGGGAUUAUAUUCGAAUGAUCUGUGCGGCUUGGUUGUUUUAAGUGACAAUCACGUGGGAAGUUAUUCUGGGAUAACAAAAGAACUUUGUUCCAUAUGUCAGCUAACGACAGAGUUUCACUUCCCACCAAUUGAUGAUCAGCUGGAAAAAAUACGAGAGGACGUCAAGGAAGCUGUUGCGUGGAGACAAGCUCAUCACAGAGAAGGCAGCGAUCCUCAGACAAAAAAAUCAACAACCAGUAAAAGUUUGCAGACUGGAGACGUAUUUAUUACAAGACACUCAAAUUUGGCUCAAGUUCACGUUAUUUUCCACAUGGUCGUCCAUGAUUCUCUUAGAUCAGGUGACAUAAACUCAAGGCAUCCAGCAAUUUUAGGUUUGAGGAAUAUCCUAAAACUAGCCUGCAGUAACGAUAUCACUACACUAACGAUUCCCGUUUUGCUCGUUCAUGAAAUGACAGAGGACAUGACGGUCGAAUGGUGUACCAAAAGAGCAGAAUUGGUUUUCAAAUGUGUAAAAGGUUUCAUAAUAGAGAUGGCUUCUUGGGGCAGAGCCGAAUUAAAGAAUUUACAAUUUCUCGUACCAAAGGGAAUGUCCGAGGAAGUCUUUGGAACCCUGGCAACGAUGCUACCAAGCAUAUUCCGCGUUUCAAAGUCUCUAGUAUUCAAAGCCAGCAGUAAUCCACAGACACCGAAAAAGUAAUUGCAGUAUCUAACUGCGCUUUAGUGAAUAUUGAAAAAAAUACAUUUUGUUACAAUGUAUAGAAUAUCAUUCCUACGUCCAUUCACUGUGUGCGAUAUGAUUCAGUCAAUAAACAGACUGAAUCUUAAUGAGCUCUUUGUUUAUGUAUAUUAAGGCGGCGGAUUUCCAAAAGCAGAUAAACGUGACAAUCACAUAAUUGAAUAUGGAUGCUACUGGGAAAACCACUAGAAAAUUCUUUCUUCAAUCAGCUACGUUUUGUCGUUACUAUCAUGAAAAUAUUUAAUUAACUACCAGCCAUGCACAAUAUACAAUAGUAAUUGGUAUCAUA